GCUUUCUAUGGCACUGACGGCAACAAAAUGUCAACUGCAUCAAAACAAACAGCCCGGUGGUUUGCCUUUGCACAUUUCUUUGGAAUUUAUCCACUCUAAAGACUUUAAUUAAUGUAUCUACUAUCUUUAAUUUCUUUAAUUAAUGCAUCUGUCUUGAAUCACUCACAUGAAUAAUAAAUAAUGCAUGCGAGUUAUUAAUAUUUUUCGUACCAAACACGCUCUCAUAAUUUCGCUGGUCGAGUACAUAUUGAAUAAAAACGACUAUCAGAGGGUACAAUAAGUAAUAUAAGUUCUGUGAAUAAAACAACAUGUCACGCUGUUCAGACGAAGAAUUAAUAAAAGUUGUUCAACAAUAUCCUAUUAUUUAUCAACCAGUACCAAAUGAUGUGACACUGAGUGCCCACAAGAAUAAUUUGAAGAUUGUCUGGGAUGAGAUCUAUAAGAAUCUGAAAUCUAACCGUCUCAGGGUUCGGUGGUAUGAGAAAUAUCACACAUACAUAAAGUUAAUGAUGUUGAUUGAUACUGGAACUGUAUCAAAGAAGGUUCUACAGGCCUGCAAGGACACUAACAAGUUUUUAGAUGGCAGCUUAAGUUUUUUAGAUCCAUACAUAAGCAAAGAAACUUACUUGAAAAUACCAUUUCAUGUCCACAAAACUAUAAACACCAGAUUUGGUUUACCAUUAAAACAUGGUCAAAGUACAAAUGAAAAUAUUGAUUACAGUAUGAAUACUGUUACUCAUGAUCAAGUGUUAUCCUUAUUACAAAACAGGAGUGACUGUACAGAGAGCUUUGAUAUGAAUUUUCUUUUUCCCAUAGUUUAUAAAGCCAUACAACGUAAAUUAAAGGAGCUACUAUCACUAGAAGAGAAAGAUAAUGAUGAAACAAAAACAUCUCCACAACAAGAUCUACAAUUAGAAAGUGAACUCAUGAUUGAUGAAAAUAUUAAGAUAGAAAAUCAAGAUGACAUUGACACACUUGAAGAAAACAUGUUACUUGAUACUGAUACAAUUCUUGAAGAUGAUAAUUUAGAACUAAUUUUACCAGAUGGCCAAAUAGUGUAUGAUGAGUCAACUGUUUGUGAAGAUCUAACUGAACACAGUACAGUGUCCAAUAAUAAUGAGUUUAUGGGCAAUAUGAGUGAUGUUAACAUGAGAGAAUUUUUCAAUGAUCUGGGUGAAACCAUGAGUGCAGAAUUGUCAAAUAGGAAACAAAAGUUACUUCAAUUACGAAUAAAUGAACUACUAAGAAAUACAUUCGCACAGAAGUGACUCAAAUGCAUAUAUUAAAGUAUUUCUUUUGAUGUUAGUUGAUGAUAUGUUUAUAGUUUGACAUGGCGAUUUCUAAGAUGUAGCAUCAUGUUUAGGAAAAUCCAAAAUAUUUAUCAGUUCAUGCAGAUACAAAAAGCUGGUUGUCAAAGAAACCAAAAGUUUUUUAUACUUCAUGUCAGUUAGGUAAGGGGAUCAAUUUUAUUUUUUGUUUUAUAAUGAGAAAUAAGUACUUAAUGACUAUGUAUGCGUUAUAUGUAAAACUGCAGUUUUAAUAAAAUAAUUAGUUUUCAAUUUGAUACUACUUCUAGUACUACGUCUAGUAUCUGACAAGGUUUUGGUCAACUCAUCCCGCUUACAACUGAUUGUGCAGGACAAGUCCACAUUAAUAUUUUUACUAUUUUUCCUUACAACUGCACUGCUUAAAAUUCAUUCCUGUAUAUAUUUAUAAAUAAAACUAUGUACUUAUUGCA
Messenger RNA from Helicoverpa zea (corn earworm), 1738 nucleotides. RefSeq lists its product as uncharacterized. The transcript is spliced from 3 exons. Lineage: Eukaryota; Metazoa; Arthropoda; Insecta; Lepidoptera; Noctuidae. Bases 309 to 1268 code for a protein of 319 amino acids. The record is from RefSeq and is a predicted model, not a curated record.